CAAGCUUGAAGUUUGAAAUUAAAUUGAAUGUUGAAUGAACAAGGUUCACGUGCCUGACCCUCUCUUCAAAGUAAAGUUCUGCAUCCGGUCCAGUGAAUUCUUGAAGCCGUUUAAUGGAAGGGAGGCGGAUCCAGAGGUCCUAUGACCAUCAGCUACAUAUUAUACCCAACAAAAUCAGAUGGAGCGGGCAGCUUUCCCCGCACUGUAUUGCCUUCAUAGUUCCAGCUUGACGACGGAGCAUCUUCAGAUCGCGAGGAAAUCAGUCAUGUCCCUCGAAAAAUCAUGAAGGUCUCCAAUAUUGUUCUUGGUGCGACUUCGCUCUUCCUCGUGAAAGCGACACCUACUAUCAUCACGAAGCAGCAAAUAGUAUGCCCCGGUCAAGUCACGGUCUCCGAGACCUUCAUUGGUGCAAACAGCAAUGUCAAACUUGCCCAGGUUUACUGCCCAGAGAACACAGUACCGACUCUGACUCCUCGUCAGGAUAAUGGUACGGCCAUUGAUGUCUGUGGAAACACCUGCGGCACCAACUGCUUCACUCCCAGUGGUGGGGGCCCUGACCCCAAUGACUGCACCGUCAUCGCAGAUGCGAUGAGGUUCUAUAGCCAGAACGUUAACGAUACCUUCUUGAUCGGUACCGGAACAAAUAACACUGUGGUUUUAACCUACUCGACUUGCGAGACUUUCUAUGUCAAUCAGGACCCCGUCGAACAGAGCUACUGCUAUAGUGACUGGGCCUCUAUCGUCGAUUAUAUUGCUCCCAACUGCCAGUCUACUCAGAACGCUCACGGAGGGAACUGUAUAGCUGAUGAUCAGCAAUGGUUCAUCCAGGUUCAAACCAACAUCUGAACACCUUGCCUUCUCGCGUUACUGCUUAUAACAAUUCUACACUCAUUUUCCACUUCCCAUCUUUUUCUUCAAAUCUGAA
Lentinula edodes (shiitake mushroom) is the source of this 925-nucleotide messenger RNA. RefSeq lists its product as uncharacterized. Bases 283 to 846 code for a protein of 187 amino acids. The transcript has 9 exons. NCBI's taxonomy places the organism in Eukaryota, Fungi, Basidiomycota, Agaricomycetes, Agaricales, Omphalotaceae. The record is from RefSeq and is a predicted model, not a curated record.